Physella acuta is the source of this 3045-nucleotide messenger RNA. Its product is annotated as 3-phosphoinositide-dependent protein kinase 1. Gene Ontology annotation, molecular function: ATP binding; protein serine/threonine kinase activity. The record is from RefSeq and is a predicted model, not a curated record. NCBI's taxonomy places the organism in Eukaryota, Metazoa, Mollusca, Gastropoda, Physidae. Gene Ontology annotation, biological process: intracellular signal transduction; peptidyl-serine phosphorylation.
UGCGCACAACGGUUUCGAGAAGGAAAUAAUGAAUGAGUCGGGUUGUUUGAUUACCCCGUAUUUAUAGACUAGUCUCUAGAUCUCUAUCUGAUAUCUAGUUCAGUCAACCAGUGCAACUGUGUCAUACUUACUUACUUAGUACUUAGACUAGAUCUAGACUUCUAGAUUCUAGGUCUAGAUCAAGUCACAGUUUUGUUUCUCUACUCUAAUCCAUUAUUUCAAAAUAAAAGCGUUCCCAACAGAGUGACAGAUAGAGUGACAGACAGCAAAAUCAUUAUAGAACUCUUCACAAUUAAAUGAUCAUGGAGGAAAUGAGAAUUUGUACUUGCUAAUUUGGUACAUGAAUCAAUGGAGAGCCCAGAACCAAUAAGUCAGCAGCAGUCUCUACUGUACAAUAUACACAGUCAGUCUGUUGAAAGUGUACAGGAAUGCAAAACUGAUGAUGUUAGAACCAUUACGCUAAAACCCAAAAUAGACAGCUCAGAGAAAGGAAAAUGUGUAAAUAGUUUAAAUGAAUCCUUUGAAUACAUUGAUUCAGUGAAAGAAGAUCUAUACAACUCCAACAUGGAUGUUGAGAAAGUUGACAAUAAGCAUCCAAUCUAUGGACCCAUUGAGUCCAUCUGUGCUAAAACUCAACCUGUUUUAACCCCAGCAGCUAUUGAAGAUUGCUCUGAUACUGGCUCACAUAUGGCUAAAAUAUCUCAAGGAUUCUCAUUGCUGGAUAAGGGCAUCACUGGCAAUACUCAGGGCAGUGGAGGCAUUGAUGGCAAUUUAAAAUCCCAAGACCCUGAAACUAUGGCAGAAAAUAAGGAGAAUCAUCAGUUUCAUCCAGGCUCAUUAAUUAAUCAUCUUGUUGAAGGACCUCGGAUUACCUUGCCGCCAUCACAGCUGCCCUUAGAGGUGACUCCAGUGGGAAAUAAUAUUAAUGUGGAUCGUUCAAAUAAUUCCCAGCAAGAUGACAAGAAAGCUAGUUCCCCAUCUAGUUCUAAAGAAAAAACCUUGACAAACAGUGUGAUAGAGCAGUCGUCCUCAUCAGUUGACACGUCUGAUCCUACACACUCUGUAGCUAAGCCCAAAGCUAAGAAAACACCAAAUGACUUUAUAUUUGGAAAAGUUAUUGGAGAAGGCUCUUACUCAACUGUGUAUCUUGCUAAAGAAGUUAGUACUCAAAGAGAAUAUGCAAUAAAAGUAUGUGAUAAAAAACACUUGAUAAGAGAAAGGAAAACUCAUUUUGUGAUGCGGGAAAAGGAAAUACUAAUGAAGCUUGAACACCCUUUCUUUAUCAAGCUGGCCUACACGUUUCAGGACUCUGAAAGACUCUACUAUGUUUUAACAUAUGCUCGCAAUGGUGAACUUCUGAUGUACCUCCACAAGCUUUCAGUCUUUGAUGUACCCUGUACUAAGUUUUACUCAGCAGAAAUUGUUCUUGCUUUAGAAUAUUUGCAAAGUCUAGGAAUUAUUCACAGGGAUUUAAAGCCUGAGAACAUCCUGUUAGGUGAAGACAUGCAUAUCAAAAUUACAGAUUUUGGCACAGCUAAACUUCUGGCCAAUACUGGAAAUGAUCAUAGUAAAGAAGAUGCAAAGCGAAAAAAUUCAUUUGUUGGUACAGCUGAAUAUGUAUCUCCAGAAGUUCUGAAUAACCUUCCAGCCAACUAUGGGUCUGACCUUUGGGCUUUGGGCUGCAUAAUUUACCAGUGUCUUUCAGGAUCCAUGCCUUUUAGAUCAGGCAAUGAAUAUCAAACGUUUCAAAAGAUUGUCAAAGUGGAAUAUGAUUGCCCUGAAGGGUUUCCCCCACUGGCUAAGGAUUUAGUUGCAAAGCUGUUGGUUUUGGAGCCAACAGAACGCCUGGGUAUGAUACAACCAGAUGGCAUGAAGGGCCUGAAGAAUCACCCCUUUUUUGAGGGCAUCAAUUGGGAGAGUUUGCCAGACACUGCACCUCCUCGUCUGAUGCCAUAUUUACCUGCCACAGCCAGCAACCCAGAAUUCUGGGGCCAGGAACAGAGGACUGGUUUUGAUGAUCAGCGUCUGGCAGAGAUAAUCACAGGACAGUCAGUGGAUGGAUCCACAUCUCCUGAGGUUGAAGAGCUUCCAAUAAGGAUAUUGAGCCAGGCAGAAGAUGAAGAGAGAAAAGAGAAGUUAAGAAAGCAAAGGGAGGAAAACCCUUUUCAUCAGUUUGUUGAGGACAACCUGAUCAUAAGGCAGGGCUUUGUUGACAAAAGGAAGGGAUUGUUUGCCAGGAAAAGAAUGUUGUUAUUGACAGAGGGACCACAUUUGUACUAUGUUGAUGCCCAUAAUAAAGUACUCAAAGGAGAGAUACCAUGGUCAAAAUAUCUUCGACCAGAGGCCAAAAAUUUCAAAAUAUUUUUUGUUCAUACACCCAACAGAACAUAUUAUCUUGAAAGUCGAUCUCCAGAUGCUCAACAGUGGGUCCAGAAAAUUCAAGAAAUCUGGAACAAAUAUUAUGAUGAAAAUGGCAAGAAAUAACUUCAUAGACCAUAUCAUGUGCUUUACUUUUUCCAUAAGGUGUAUGUAUGAUAUGAAACACCAGUACUCAACAAAUCUACACUUUCAAAUAAUUGAGAAUUUGAAUUUAAUUAAUGUAUGUGAUUUCACUUUGAUUUAAUGUUAUUUUUAGUGUAUAUGGAAGCUUGAGUUUUAAAUGAAAAUAAUUUGUAUAGUUGGAUGUGUGUAGAUAAAUGAUGGUUUGCUCCAGCAAUACUGUGAGUGUUGAACCGUCAUAGGAUAUGCAAUACACAUGUAAUUAUUGAAGACGCAUGUUGCAACUAUUUAUUCCACAAUCAGGUAGCAGAUCUUGCUGCUUGAGCUGGUGAUAGCGCUUUACUCUGGAUAAAAUGUACAUGGUUGUGUAAAAAUGUAUAUGAUUUUUAAAAUGUUCCAAUCUUCUUAAGGUGAUCACUUAUCUUUGAUAGAUACCUUUCUCAUCUUUUUAAAAUAAAGGUGAAAUUGUUUCCACCUGAAAUAUUUACAGGAUAAAUAAACUAAUUUAUAUUUAGUGCAAAUGUGAUGAAUAAAUGUUCUUUUUUC